Melampsora larici-populina 98AG31 is the source of this 1220-nucleotide messenger RNA. RefSeq lists its product as uncharacterized. Gene Ontology annotation, biological process: cellular response to oxidative stress; response to reactive oxygen species; hydrogen peroxide catabolic process. The record is from RefSeq and is a predicted model, not a curated record. Bases 156 to 1220 code for a protein of 354 amino acids. Gene Ontology annotation, molecular function: peroxidase activity; heme binding. NCBI's taxonomy places the organism in Eukaryota, Fungi, Basidiomycota, Pucciniomycetes, Pucciniales, Melampsoraceae. The transcript is spliced from 5 exons.
GAUUGAUCCAAAAUGAAAGUUGUGUGAGAUAUUCAUCGUUUUGUAAACAACUGUAGCGAGCGAGCCGAAGCGAAAGGCAUACACUGCGACUCAGACCAGUGCCAGUGGAUGGAUCGACUUACAAAAUAAAAAGACAAACUCAACUGAUUUGCUUGAUGCGUCCUACUCGUACCUUGCCCAAGUCCACUAGAUAUCCUCUUUCGAUCCCUGCUGUCUUCAAUUCUCGUUCAGCUCCACUUUCUACUGCUUCAACUCAACCCGAUCCAUCCUUCCCACCACCCCCGCCACCCAAAUCUUCAAACACGUUUUUUUAUGGCGGCGCUAUCGGAAUCACAGCUCUCGGAUUAGCUUACUAUGCCUACGCCAAGGACUCUGACUCUCAAGCUGAAGUUCAGUCCCGUUACACGGCUGUCAAAUCUGCGAAUAAGAACCUCGAUUAUCAAGCUAUCUACAACGAUAUUGCCGAAGUACUUGACAAUAAUGAUUAUGACGAUGGUUCUUACGCUCCAGUCCUUGUUCGACUCGCUUGGCAUGCAUCUGGAACCUACGACAAGGAGUCCAAGACUGGUGGUAGUAAUGGAGCUACUAUGCGCUUUGCUCCCGAGAGUGGCCAUGGCGCGAAUGCAGGUCUGGGCGCUGCGCGAGAUCUGCUUGAACCGAUUUACAAGAAGUAUGCCGCCAAAGGGCUCACUUAUUCAGAUCUUUGGACCCUCGCCGGUGUUGUAGCAAUCCAAGAAAUUGGUGGACCAAAGAUCUUAUGGCGUCCAGGACGUCAAGAUGGCGUUGGACCUCAGAAUUGUACACCCGAUGGGCGUUUGCCUGAUGGUGACAAAGAUCAAGAUCACAUCCGUAAGAUAUUCUAUCGGAUGGGCUUCAAUGACCAGGUGAACAAUCGACAUAGUCCUCUGCACGAAGACCAUGACACCAACAUAACCAGAACGUCUCAAACUGACCUCUUUGUGAUUGUUGAUCCGCAACUAAAGGAAUCUCGCGCUCUCUGGACGACUCAAUAUGAGGAUAUCGAAACAAAAAGUUUGAUGAUGUUGACAACAGAUAUGAGCUUGGUGAUGGAUAAGAGUUUCGCGCUUGGGCUAAAAAAUGAACAGGCAUUCUUUCACGACUUCAGUCGUGCUUUUUCAAAGCUAAUUGAGUUGGGUGUCCCAGAGAAAAAUUUUGGUGGCAAGCAACCCUUUGAAUUGAAAAACUUAGAUGAAGCUUGA